Molecule: messenger RNA, 839 nt
Organism: Racocetra fulgida
Lineage: Eukaryota; Fungi; Glomeromycota; Glomeromycetes; Diversisporales; Gigasporaceae
Source: the annotation of a GenBank genome assembly
AAUUACCUGUCAUUACUCCCACAUACCUGGCCGCUCAGCCUUCUACUUCAGCUUUAGCCGAUGUGUCUGAAAAAUCGCAACCUCUUAAUCAUACACUGGGAAUUCUAGUGACAAUUGUUGUGAUUAUUCUCGUAAUAAUAAUUGGAAUCGGGUCUUGUAUUUACUAUCGUCGAAUAAAACAUGCCAAAGAAAGAAAUGAAGAAGCCCAGAAAUACAAUAGUAAUAAUAAUUCUAAUUCUGAAUACGAACCGAAAAAUAACUUUCUAGAACAUCAUAUUGACCCACAAGUUUUGCCAAACCGGGGCUUCGACAGCGUUUUAUUGGAACUUUCUUCACUGGCCGGCGGAAUGAAACCUCCUCCAACAACUGCUUUACCACCAAUUCCAAUGGAUGCCCAAUUAUCAACCAAUCGCAAAAAACCGCCUGAACUCACUGAAUUAAAGGCGACUCACUCCAGAAAUAAAAUGAUUCCCAAACAAGAUCUAACGCAAUCUGAACCGCAGAAUGAUUCAUUGUUGCCUACAAAAUCUCAACUUUCGUCAUAUAGUCCGCCAAAGACCUCCAAUAUAGUUAGCUCAAGCACCGAUACGUCCGUGUCAAUAUUUGGUUGGGAUGAUAGCACUGAUAAAAUUUAUGAAUCUGAUAGCAGUUUAUCUUCAAAAUGUUUGGAUAUUAUUGACUCUCCAACUUUACCACAACAUCCUUCUGUUUCAUCGGUAGCUACAAAAAACUUUUCAGGACUUUUAGUGACACCAAAUCGGUCAAUAACUCCAUGGACUGCAAAUGAUCAAAGAGAAUCAGAACAUUUUGACCCUGCUAAGUAUUACACAGAUAAAUAA